This is a messenger RNA of Equus quagga, 5486 nucleotides long. It is a transcript of the gene MYOM1, whose product is annotated as myomesin 1. The transcript has 38 exons. Gene Ontology annotation, molecular function: protein binding. The record is from RefSeq and is a predicted model, not a curated record. Bases 16 to 4953 code for a protein of 1645 amino acids. NCBI's taxonomy places the organism in Eukaryota, Metazoa, Chordata, Mammalia, Perissodactyla, Equidae.
CCAGUAAUCCCUGAAAUGUCAAAGAGCCAGAGCCGGAAGCUAAGUUUGAAGGACUUUACCAAGCUCCACGGCCACGUCGGAACAUUUCCACCACCAUCACUCCUUUGGAAACUGAUUGCCUUGUUCCCUCAAGGGCACGUGAUGUCUCUCCCGUUUUAUCAGAAAUUCCACCAGCACUAUGAUCGCAGCUACCGCAACAAGGACCUUCGCACCACCAUGAGCCAGUACCACCAGGAGAAGAAGAGGUCUGCCAUCUACACUCAUGGCUCCACGGCCUACAGCAGCCGCUCCUCUGCCGCCCACCGCCAGGAAUCCGAAGCCUUUAGCCGGGCGACCAGCGCCUCCUACCAGCAGCAGGCCUCCCUGGCCACUCAGUCCGCCCUUGCAACUGCAGUCAGCCGGAAGGCGGCCUCAGCCUAUGAUUAUGGCUACUCCCACGGACUUACAGAUUCCAGUCUGAUGUUAGAAGACUAUUCAUCUGGGUUGAGCCCCCAAACAAAGAGAGCCAGGAAGAGCCUUCUCUCUGGGGAAGAGAAGGAAAAUCUGCCAAGUGACUAUAUGGUGCCCAUUUUCUCAGGACGCCAAAAGCAUGUCAGUGGAAUUACAGACACGGAAGAAGAAAGAAUUAAAGAAGCUGCUGCUUAUAUAGCCCAGAGGAAUCUUCUUGCUAGUGAAGAAGGCAUCAUAGCAUCCAAACAGGCCACAGUCUCCAAACAGGCCACAGCAUCCAAACAAGCCACAGUCUCCAAACAGGCCACAGCAUCCAAACAGGCCACAGUCUCCAAACAGGCCACAGCAUCCAAACAGGCCACAGCAUCCAAACAGGCCACAGUCUCCAAACAGGCCACAGUCUCCAAACAAUCCACGUCCACUCUCCACCAGGAGGAGGUUUUGGAGAAGAAGUCAAGGAAGGUUGCAAUUCGAGAAAAGGCAGAACAGCUGUCGCUAAGAAAAACAUUAGAAGAAACAGAGGCAUUUCAUAAAAAGUUAAAUGAAGAUAAUCUUCUUCAUGCUCCUGACUUUGUUAUUAAACCUCGUUCCCACACUGUUUGGGAGAAAGAAAAUGUAAUAUUACACUGCUCUGUAUCCGGCUGGCCAGAACCUCGUGUCACAUGGUAUAAAAACCAGGUGCCAAUAAACGUCCAUGCAAACCCUGGAAAGUAUGUUAUUGAAAGUCGAUAUGGAAUGCACACUCUGGAGAUUAACGCAUGUGACUUUGAAGACACCGCUCAGUACCGGGCCUCGGCAAUGAAUGCUAAAGGAGAGUUUUCAGCAUAUGCUUCGGUUGUGGUAAAGAGAUAUAAGGGAGAGUUGGAUGAGACUGGCUUCCAUGCCAGGGUUUCCACCAUGCCCCCCAGCUUUGCUGUGACUCCUUAUGGUUAUGCGUCCAAGUUUGAGAUCCACUUUGAUGAAAAGUUCGAUGUGUCUUUUGGGAGAGAGGGCGAGACGAUGAGUCUAGGCUGUCGUGUAGUUAUCACUCCUGAAAUUAAACAUUUUCAGCCAGAGAUCCAGUGGUACAGAAAUGGGGAACUUGUUUCUCCUUCCAAAUGGGUGCAAACACAUUGGAGUGGAGAUCGGGCAACUCUGACAUUUUCUCAUCUCAACAAAGAAGAUGAAGGCCUCUACACAAUCCAUGCACGAAUGGGAGACUAUUAUGAACAAUAUAGCGCUUACGUCUUUGUUCGAGAUGCUGAUGCAGAGAUUGAAGGAGCCCCAGCCUCUCCUUUGGAUGUGGUUUGCUUAGAGGCCAACAAAGAUUAUAUCAUCAUCUCUUGGAAACAGCCAGCUGUGGAUGGAGGGAGUCCUAUUCUGGGAUAUUUUAUUGAUAAAUGUGAGGUGGGCACAGAUAGCUGGUCUCAAUGCAAUGACACACCUGUGAAGUUUGCACGUUUUCCAGUCACUGGAUUGAUAGAAGGUCGUUCCUAUAUAUUCCGAGUUAGAGCUGUGAAUAAAACUGGAAUAGGUCUACCAUCUCGUGUUUCUGAGCCUGUAGCUGCUCUGGAUCCAGCUGAGAAAGCUAGACUUAAAAGCCGCCCUUCAGCACCCUGGACUGGACAGAUCAUUGUCACUGAAGAGGAACCUACAGAGGGUAUUAUUCCUGGGCCCCCCACAGACCUCUCUGUCACUGAGGCCACCCGAAGCUAUGUGGUGUUAAGCUGGAAACCCCCUCGCCAGCGUGGCCAUGAGGGCAUUCUGUACUUUGUGGAAAAGUGUGACGCAGAAACAGAAAACUGGCAGCGGGUGAACACAGAGCUCCCUGUGAAGUCGCCCCGCUUUGCUCUGUUCGACUUGGCCGAGGGGAAAUCCUACCGUUUCCGCGUCCGCUGUUCUAAUUCAGCAGGAGUUGGUGAGCCCUCAGAGGCAACGGAUGUGACCGUGGUAGGGGACAAACUUGAUAUCCCUAAGGCCCCAGGCAAUGUCAUCCCAAGCAGAAAUACAGAUACAUCAGUGGUAGUUACAUGGGAGGAAUCCAAAGAUGCUAAAGAGCUGGUCGGGUACUACAUAGAGUCAAGCGUUGUUGGUUCCGGCAAGUGGGAGCCCUGCAACAACAACCCCGUGAAGGGCUCACGAUUUACUUGUCAUGGAUUGACUACUGGUCAGAGUUAUAUUUUUCGGGUCAGAGCAGUUAAUGCAGCUGGACUUAGUGAAUAUUCACAGAAUUCGGAAGCGAUUGAAGUAAAAGCUGCUAUUGCGGCACCAUCUCCACCCUGUGAUAUCACUUGUCUUGAAAGUUUUCAUGACUCAAUGGUUCUUGGAUGGAAGCAACCAGAUAAGACCGGUGGGGCUGAAAUUACUGGCUAUUAUGUGAACUAUCGUGAGGUAAUUGACGGGGUACCAGGAAGAUGGAGAGAAGCCAACAUCAAAGCUGUCAGUGAUGAGGCAUAUAAGAUUAGCAACUUGAAGGAAAAUAUGGUGUAUCAGUUCCAAGUGGCAGCCAUGAACAUCGCUGGGUUGGGAGUGCCGUCAGCAGUAAGCGAAUGCUUCAAAUGUGAAGAGUGGACCAUUGCUGUUCCAGGACCACCACACAGUCUCAAGUAUAGUGAAGUCAGGAAAACCUCCCUGGUUCUGCAGUGGAAGCCUCCAAUCCACUCUGGACGGACUCCCGUCACUGGUUACUUUGUGGAUAUGAAGGAGGCCAGUGCCAAAGAGGACCAAUGGCGCGGACUCAAUGAGGCGGCUAUUAAAAACAAUUACCUGAGGGUGCAAGGCCUCAAAGAGGGUGAAAGCUACGUGUUCCGUGUUCGAGCCAUAAACCUGACUGGAGUCGGGAAGCCGUCUGACCUUGCUGGGCCUGUUGUGGCAGAAACUCGUCCAGGAACCAAGGAGGUCGUUGUAAGCGUGGAUGAUGAUGGAAUCAUUUCCCUGAACUUCGAAUGUGAUCAGAUGGCUCCAAAUUCUGAGUUCACCUGGUCCAAAGAUUAUGUAUCCACUGAAGACUCCCCACGAUUAGAAGUUGAAAGCAAAGGCAACAAGACGAAAAUGACCUUCAAAGACCUUGGGACGGAAGACUUGGGCAUUUACUCCUGCGAUGUAACAAACACUGAUGGAAUAGCGUCAAGCUACUUGAUAGAUGAGGAAGAGUUGAAACGUUUACUUGCUCUCAGCCAAGAACACAAGUUCCCAACUGUCCCAGUUAAAUCAGAGUUGGCAGUUGAAAUUUUGGAGAAAGGCCAGGUCCGGUUUUGGAUGCAGGCUGAGAAGCUAUCUGGCAACGCCAAAGUCAACUACAUAUUUAGUGACAAGGAAAUUUUUGAAGGGCCGAAAUAUAAGAUGCAUAUUGACCGAAACACUGGUAUAAUUGAAAUGUUCAUGGAAAAGCUACAGGAUGAGGAUGAGGGAACAUAUACUUUCCAGCUUCAAGACGGAAGAGCAACUGGCCAUUCUACUCUUGUUCUCAUUGGAGAUGUUUAUAAGAAGCUCCAGAAAGAAGCUGAAUUCCAGAGGCAAGAAUGGAUCAGGAAACAAGGUCCACAUUUUGCUGAGUAUUUGAGCUGGGAAGUGACUGGUGAAUGUAAUGUACUAUUGAAAUGCAAGGUGGCAAAUAUUAAGAAGGAGACUCAUAUUGUAUGGUACAAAGAUGAGAGGGAGAUAUCAGUGGAUGAAAAGCAUGACUUUAAGGAUGGCAUAUGUACCCUGCUUAUAACAGAGUUUUCCAAGAAAGAUGCUGGGAUUUAUGAAGUUAUCCUGAAAGACGACAGAGGAAAAGAUAAGAGCAGAUUGAAGCUUGUGGAUGAAGCCUUUAAAGACCUGAUGAGUGAAGUAUGUAAAAUGAUAGCUUUGUCUGCUACAGACCUGAAGAUCCAGAGCACAGCUGAAGGCAUCCGGCUGUACUCUUUUGUUACUUACUACCUGGAAGAUCUGAAAGUUAACUGGUCCCACAACGGGACUGCUAUUAAGUACUCAGACAGAGUGAAGACUGGGGUCACCGGGGAGCAGAUCUGGCUGCAAAUCAAUGAGCCCACUCCAAAUGACAAAGGGAAAUAUGUAAUGGAGCUCUUUGAUGGCAAAACUGGACACCAGAAGACAGUGGAUCUUUCUGGACAAGCAUAUGACGAAGCCUUUGCUGAGUUCCAGAGAUUAAAACAAGCUGCCAUUGCCGAGAAAAAUCGCGCCCGGGUGGUGGGCGGUCUCCCUGAUGUGGUCACCAUCCAGGAGGGCAAGGCGCUUAAUCUCACUUGCAUCGUGUGGGGCGACCCGACUCCGGAGGUCUCCUGGUUGAAGAACGAGAGGCCCCUGGCCUCAGAUGACCACUGCAACCUCAAGUUCGAGGCCGGCAAGACCGCCUACUUCACCAUCAGCGGGGUGAGCACCGCAGACUCCGGCAAAUAUGGGCUGGUUGUGAAGAACAAGUACGGCUCAGAGAUAAGUGACUUCACUGUCAGCGUGUUCAUCCCGGAGGAGGAGGCGAGGAUCGCCACCGCGGAGGCUCAGAAAGGCAGCAAGUCCAAGUGAGCGGAGAGCGCCGGGGGGCGUGCGAGGAGAGCUGCACGGAGCUGCCUCGUGCUGCGUGUGUGCAAAUGGUUUGGGUUACGUGUGAGGGAGUCAUCAUGCUUUCUGCUCCCCAUUUUUGUGCUGGCUUCGGGGGGAAAUUGUCAAAUCUUUUAUUCACAUGAAAAAGCACCUAGUAACAACAUUUUAAUAGUUUUUAUUUAUCUACAAAUUAUGUGUUAAGAAAAUACCACUGGUCAAACAAACAUUAAGAAACAAUUUUAAGGAAAAGGCCAGAAUAAAGUUAGAGGGAUGUUGAGUAACGGUCAGAGAGCAGACGAAUAUGAUGUGGAGCAGAGUUUGGAUGUGGCUGGACUUUUGCUGGUAAAUCCUCAUGGAUUGCGCUUAUACUUCAGCAUCCUGUACAGAGGGAGACAAGUGGAGCCAACCAGUAUGUUCCGUGUGAUGUUACGAUAGUGAUGUGUGUUCUGUUGGCGGUCUUGCGAUUUGGAACCUCCUCGGUAUUAAUAAACGGUCCUCACACCUUUCCCCCUCGC